Molecule: messenger RNA, 2018 nt
Organism: Candoia aspera
Lineage: Eukaryota; Metazoa; Chordata; Lepidosauria; Squamata; Candoiidae
Gene: TCF7
Product: transcription factor 7
Exons: 12
Coding region: 579-1916 (445 amino acids)
Biological process (GO): regulation of transcription by RNA polymerase II; canonical Wnt signaling pathway
Cellular component (GO): chromatin; beta-catenin-TCF complex
Molecular function (GO): DNA-binding transcription factor activity, RNA polymerase II-specific; RNA polymerase II cis-regulatory region sequence-specific DNA binding
Source: RefSeq, a predicted model, not a curated record
UGCAGGAGAAGACGGGCGCUGUCUCUUUAAGGCUGAAGCGCGUCGCGGGAGAACAGAGUCCUCCAGUCCCGCCCCGCCGCUGUCAAUCAGCCGGCGGCGGCUUUGAUGUUGAAAGUCUUUGGCUAGGACUCUCUAGUGUUCUUCCCAAGUCGUGCACUUUACAGCGCUCGCUCGGGUGGUGCUCGGGUUUUUUCCCAGCGAAACCCGCCGGCGCUGCCGCUCCUGCUUUCUCAUCCAGGCUAGGCUGGCUGGCUGGCUGGCUGGCUGGCUGGCUGGCUGCUACUUAGUCAAACUUCCCGGGGCUGGGGAGGGAGGGGCACCCAAGACCGCGGGGGAAGGGCUUGGUCACUGCCUCGACCCCUCCGGUUGCCUUUGCCUCCCUCGGACUGCAAGCAAACUCCCCUCUCCCUCCCUAGGCUAGCGCUCCAACGAGAGUUGGGUGCCAGGAUACCGGCAGCGAGCUCGCCAAACAUUUGCCGCCUCUUCAAGAAAGAAAGGGACCCAGAGCCCGCCGCUCUCCUUCCCAGCGCCGCUCCGACGCACAAGUUCGCUCGUUCCUUGCGUGGCUCGGGAGGAAAAUGCCCCAGCUCAGCGGCGGAGGCGACGAUCUGGGAGCCAAUGACGAGAUGAUCGCUUUUAAGGACGAAGGCGAGCAGGAGGAGAAAAUCCAGGCCAACGUCUUCACCGAGGGAGACCUGGCUGACCUCAAAUCAUCUCUGGUGAAUGAGUCGGAAAGCACCGGCGGCGGCGGCGGCGGCGGCAACCGUCAGACGUCGAACCCAGCAGCGACCGUGGCCGGAGCCGCCGCCGCAGGAGCCCACCCCGAGGCAAUCAGGCGGCUGCAGGAUCCUCAGAGGGUCUAUCCAGAGAAACUCCAGGAUCACAUGGAUGAGGGUUUAAAACAUCAGGACCCAGGGAUGUAUAAAGGAUCUCCUUAUUCUGGAUACCCUUUCCUCAUGCUGUCUGAUCCUUACCUGCCAAAUGGAUCUAUGUCACCUUUGUCUAACAAGGUUCCUGUAGUACAGCCAUCCCAUGGGGUCCAUCCACUCACCCCACUCAUCCCAUAUAGCAAUGAACAUUUCAGCCAUGGCUCCCAUUCACCACACCUGCCAGCCGACAUCAACCAGAAACAAGGUGUACAUCGUCCUUCUCAAACAUCAGAUAUUUCUGGUUUUUAUUCCCUCCCUCCCAGUGGGGUUGGACAGAUAACACCUUCUGUGGGAUGGCAGAGCCAGCCUGUCUGCCCUUUCCAGUCAUGCGGAUUUAGACAGCCCUAUACGUCGGCGCUCUCUGCUGGGGCUACUUUCUCCAGGAUUACACAUCCAUUGGUGCUUAGCUCUGGAAUGCAUGCACCAGGACUCCCACACCCAGGCAUCACAUCUCCAUCUGGGAAACAAGAAAUGGAUCAUUACGACCGAAGCAUGAAAUCACAACCAGAACCAAAGAGAGAAAAGGAAUCUAAGAAGCCCACAAUCAAGAAGCCUUUGAAUGCUUUUAUGUUGUACAUGAAAGAAAUGCGGGCAAAGGUCAUCGCUGAAUGCACCUUGAAGGAAAGUGCUGCGAUCAACCAGAUUUUAGGGAGGCGGUGGCACGCAUUGUCACGGGAGGAGCAAGCCAAGUAUUAUGAACUGGCCCGCAAGGAAAGGCAGCUUCACAUGCAGCUCUACCCUGGCUGGUCUGCAAGAGAUAACUAUUCUUCUUCAGGCUCUUCAUCCCGCGAUCACACACAGUUUAAUUCAGGGCCCCUGGAAUUCAGCAGCACUUCCUGGCCAGUUUCUGCGGCAAGGGGAAAAAAGAAAAGACGAACAAGAGAAAAACAGCAAGAUUCCAAUUCAGGAGGAAAAAGAAGUGCAUUCGGUACCUACAAGGAAAAGGACACUGCACCAGCCCAGUUUCUUCCAAUGGAAGUGCUAUAGAUUCCCCUCCCUCCCCUUUAGAUGUGCUCCAGUGUACAUCCUCUGCUUUUAUUCCAAACAAGCUUGCUGCUCCUGCUGAUCUCACACACCAAAACCAAGCCA